Molecule: messenger RNA, 810 nt
Organism: Ceraceosorus guamensis
Lineage: Eukaryota; Fungi; Basidiomycota; Exobasidiomycetes; Ceraceosorales; Ceraceosoraceae
Exons: 3
Coding region: 188-520 (110 amino acids)
Source: RefSeq, a predicted model, not a curated record
CGGCACAUCUUCGCCCCUACAUCCGCACAUGUGCACCAACCACCAAGAUUGUGCUGAGACACUUGCAAGUCAGACUUCGAAGGGCAGCAGCAGCAGCUUUGACUCGCACGCCCAUCGGAGCAAGUCGCAGUAACAAGCAGCAGCAGGCUGGAAGCAAUCAUCACAUCAGCUUUCGCGGCCGGGCACAAUGAGAGCAGCCAUCAUAGUCGCGCUCUUCCUGAUCGCCGUACUGCCGCCGCCAUUCGCGCUGGUCGUACAUGCACUUCCACUCAUCAGACUCCCACCCUCGCAACUCACCAACCGACGAGUCUGGCCAGCAGGAGCGAUGCUGUCCGCACGCGCCAUCGGGACCGACAAGACGAGAGCAGCUGGACUCGGACUGGGGGAUGAGCUUCAACUUGCGCAUCGUCAAGAGCCGACGCAGUGGCAUCUCUGCCAAGCCUAUCCCGAAACACCGGCCUGCAAAGCGCAGCAGAAGAGUUUGAGUCGAGCGCUGCCGCAUGAUUCGAUUCGCACGUGACUGGCACCGAUGACGGAUGGAUAUAUGCCAACAAACAAGAUGAACCACACACGGACGGCGUACGCGAUGCGUAUAGGGAGCAAAGAGGACCAACGAGACUCGAUCACGACUCACGACUUGCUUGCUGGCAUGCAAGGGCCGGCGCAGUGCGUGUGCGUGUGCGUGCAGCAGGGACCGAGGAUGUCAAGAAGCGAGGAUGCGAGGGCCACAUGAAUGACGGCGGGGAGGAAGCGCACGUAUGGAGCUGAUGGGGGCCUUCAUUUGAUUAUGCCGCAAGCCGGAUGGGAGUA